AUGACGACGACAUACACGACUACUACUAUGAUGCCGCGUGGGGGUUUCUCAUUCUCCCGUGAUAUAUUCCAAAUAUCGCCCUUCCAGCAAGUGUACAUUCGUUGCAUCCGUCGCCGCCCGAAAACUCGUAACACCACCGCAGCUCUAAUACACGAGGCCUAUAUCAGAAAAGAGAGGAAAGUCCCCGCGAUCAUCUGCCCUGAGCAAAAUCGGAGAUUACUUUGGAGAUCACAGAUACCCAGGGUGGCUGUCGUACAACAUUGUUUCUUGCGCGAUCAAGAGGAAAUUGCUACGAGCGGGGAGAGUGAAGAUCGUGCCUGUGAAGACUUUUUAUCAGGGCGACAAGAUCUACAACAUAUCAAAUUUUCAGCCAAUUCGACCGAAAUUCAAUUUUCAUAA
Mycetomoellerius zeteki is the source of this 399-nucleotide messenger RNA. RefSeq lists its product as uncharacterized. The transcript has 3 exons. The coding region runs from base 1 to 399 and encodes 132 amino acids. The record is from RefSeq and is a predicted model, not a curated record. Lineage: Eukaryota; Metazoa; Arthropoda; Insecta; Hymenoptera; Formicidae.